AUGGACGAUGAAGACUCCACGGAAGAAGAGAACGACCAGGAUGAGGGAGCAAUUGGAGGAGACGAAGACGACGAGGAGACCCUUUCAUACACGCGCGCUGUUGCUGGAUCGAGGGCGGCGACCGCGAUGGAGCUCAACGUCGAGCUUACGCAGACGAAUGUCGGUCUAGGAAUGCCAAUCGAAGGGUGGGUGCGCGAGCAUGAGGGGGACAAGAUCGGGGGUGGUGCUGCGUGGAAGACGUAUGUGACCAAACCCGCAGGCGCGUCGCGGCGAAUGUCGGUCGUCGAUACUGUCAGAGGUUUAGUACCUGCCAUGCAUUCCGUCUACGCGGAGCUCGUGGACAGCAUGGAGGCACUUCUCAGACUUGAUGCCAAAUGGGACAUGGGGACGGGCGGACACUUGGAUAGCAAAAAGCGCCCACGCCUGGCGUCCAGCAUCACAACUAAGCGUGGGGGACCUCUCCAAGGGGACGUGCCGGCGGACUGGGGAGACAGGAUGACGGAAUGGUGGUUGGAUCUGCAGCCAGUCGAGCGCGGCGUCGUUCAGAACGUCGCGGACCUACUCGAGCCAAGGGCGGACAUGUCCUGGGGAACGCUUCACGCCACACGCGGUUACAAGGGCGCGUUUCUGCUUGUAUGGUGCAUGAUGUACUGGGCAAAGAGCGGGUUGUCUAUGGAUGCUUGGACGACAGUCGCUGGUGACAUGGCGCGCGUAUUCGCGGUUUUGCUUACCUUGCGUGGUGAGGAAGAGGGCGGGGGUGGGGGCGACGAAGAGGAUAGGGUUCGAAAGAAAGCCCGCGUAGAUACGCCCGCUGAAGACGAAGGGAAUCGUCAGAGAGAUCGAGGAACGAAGAAGCCGGGCCAGUUUGGAUGGCGCUGA
Molecule: messenger RNA, 879 nt
Organism: Peniophora sp. CBMAI 1063
Lineage: Eukaryota; Fungi; Basidiomycota; Agaricomycetes; Russulales; Peniophoraceae
Source: the annotation of a GenBank genome assembly